Molecule: messenger RNA, 1320 nt
Organism: Galendromus occidentalis (western predatory mite)
Lineage: Eukaryota; Metazoa; Arthropoda; Arachnida; Mesostigmata; Phytoseiidae
Product: peptidase M20 domain-containing protein 2
Exons: 8
Coding region: 1-1320 (439 amino acids)
Molecular function (GO): dipeptidase activity
Source: RefSeq, a predicted model, not a curated record
AUGCAAACGGGUCCUUUCCACCACUUGAGCACCCUCAACUACCAGCCAUGGAGCACAGUUCCGUCCUGGAAGCCCGGCUCGACCUACUUUGAUUUGGAACUCCUCGCCCUUGGAUUGGUGAUGUCUGAAAGCUUCGAGAGUUUCGUUCAUGAUCGAUACGAAUUACUGAAGGAUAGAUUACAAAGUGUUUCGAGUUUUCUGUGGUCCCAUCCCGAGUUAUCGGGUGAAGAAUACCGAGCGCAUGAUCUGCUGUCAGCGAUACUGGAGGGAGCGGGGUUUGAUGUCACGCGGCAGUACCUGGGUUUCCCGACAGCAUUCAGAGCCGAUCACGAGUCUACGACAGGUGGACCUAGGAUCUGCAUCGUUUGUGAAUACGAUGCCCUCCCUGACGUUGGUCAUGCAUGCGGUCACAAUCUGAUCGCGGAGGCCGGGAUCGGAGCCGCUUUGGUCAUAAAGGAAUACCUGGAAAAUAAUCCGAAACCAGGGAAGAUCACGGUGCUGGGAUGUCCCGCCGAAGAGAAAGGAAGCUACAAAGUCCUCAUGAUAGAGAAGGGUGCUUUCAAAGGUCUGGACCUCGUCAUGCAAGUUCAUCCUCACUCCUCAUCGGACGGUAAAUUUUUUUUCGUAAAACUCAGAGCAAGUUUGAUCGGGAAGAUUGGCUUCCUGGCCGAGUUUACUGGGAAGCCCGCGCACGCGGCCGGGGCGCCAUGGGAAGGCCACAAUGCUCUGGAUGCUGUCGUUGCAACUUACCAGGCUCUUUCGAUGCUCAGGCAACAGAUGCAUCCCACAUGUAGAAUUCAUGCGAUAAUUCCCCAUGGCGGAACAUCUGCGAAUGUGAUCCCCGAGUUCGCCUCGAUCGAAGUGAUCGUUCGGGCCCCGACUCUGCCACAUCUGAAAACCAUCACAGAAAAGGCAGAAAACUGCGCUAGAGCGGCCGCGAUCUCGAGCAAUACAGUGUUGAAGAUCUUGAAGCCCUCGCCAUCGCUGUUGCCCCUCAAGUCAAACGGGGUUCUGGCCGGACUCUAUCAACGAUACGCCGAAGACAUGGGGACUGAAUUCGUUGACAUCACCGGACGUGGAACGCGCUUCGAAGCCUCUUCCGAUAUCGGCUCAGUAUCCUGGGAAUUACCCACGAUACAGCCCGGUUUCCACAUCGACUCCGAGGGUCCUAACCAUUCUCGGGAAUUCACGGUCGCGUCUGGAUGUGAAUCAGCACAGCCUCCGACGAUCAGGGCCUCAAAAGCGAUGGCACUGACGGCGCUGAACAUUAUCAACAACCCCCCCUUGGUGGAUAGCAUGUGGCAGGAAAUGAAGAAAUAA